AUGAAUCUGUUGAUUGCUGAGGUGGUAGUGACGAGGAAGGAUGGCAAACAGACUAGUUUGGAGCAGGCGUACAUUCGUGGGUCUAAGAUUCGUUACAUAGUGGUACCGGAUAACCUCCGGUAUGCUCCUAUGUUCAAGCCUAGGAGACAGGGCGCAGGUUCUGGCUGGGGUAGCUUGAACGCUCCUGGGGCAAAGGGUGGCAAGGGUAAGGGUGGCAAGGGUGGCAAGGGCAAGGGCAGGUUCUAG
This is a messenger RNA of Perkinsus marinus ATCC 50983, 246 nucleotides long. Its product is annotated as Small nuclear ribonucleoprotein Sm D3, putative. Gene Ontology annotation, cellular component: U2 snRNP; U4 snRNP; commitment complex. The record is from RefSeq and is a predicted model, not a curated record. The coding region runs from base 1 to 246 and encodes 81 amino acids. The transcript is spliced from 3 exons. Lineage: Eukaryota; Perkinsozoa; Perkinsida; Perkinsidae. Gene Ontology annotation, molecular function: RNA binding. Gene Ontology annotation, biological process: spliceosomal snRNP assembly; RNA processing.